CGGCCGCCUUCGCAGCCGGCGGGAUGGGGCGCUACUCGGGCCAGACCUGCCGCCUGCUCUUCAUGCUGGUGCUGACCGCCGGCUUCUUCGUGGCCGAGCUGGUCUCCGGCUACCUGGGCAACUCCAUCGCGCUGGUGUCGGACUCGUUCAACAUGCUCUCGGACCUCAUCUCGCUGGGCGUGGGCAUCGCCGCCGGCCGCAUCGCCCGCCGCGCCCGCCGGGGCCCCGCCGCCACCUACGGCUACGGCCGCGCCGAGGCGGUGGGGGCGCUGGGCAACGCCGUCUUCCUCACCGCCCUCUGCUUCACCAUCCUGGUGGAGGCGGUGCAGCGCCUGGCCCGGCCCGAGCCCAUCGACGGCCCCGCGCUGGUGCUCAUCGUGGGGGCGCUGGGCCUGGCCGUCAACCUGCUGGGGCUGCUCAUCUUCCAGGACUGGGGCUCCUGCUGCAGCCGCCUGCAGCCCCGCGCCGCCACCCCAGAGCCGCUCCAGGAGGUGCCCGGCCCCGGGCGGGAGGAGGCUGCUGAAGCAGAAUUUAUACACAACACAGGGUUGUUUCUUUGAAUGCAGGUGAUUCCCUGAACACUCAGAAAAGGCCUGAAGAGCAGACAGUACAGAAAAAAGAGAAAAAGUCUGAAGCUUUGAACAUCAGAGGUAGAGGGUUUUUGUUUUGUUUUUUGUUUUUUUAAAGACUUUUUUGAAGUAGAGCUGGUCAAAAUUUUCCAAAUUUCAAUUUAUAUUUGUUUUCAGAAUUCCAAUGAAAAUAAAAAUGAUGAUAGUUUUCACAAUUUUUGACUAACUCGGGUUUUUUUUACGUUCUUAGGCCAGGUCCACAAAUGGUUGGAAGUGGCAAUGAUUACUUCAGUGAAAUCAAUGGAGCAUUUGAGGAUCUGGCCCUCUGUGUGUGUUCAUAUUUUUAUUUUUGAUUGCACCCUUUUAAACAGCUUUAUCUUCAAAGUCUCUUCCUCUAAUUUUAACUGACUGAAGUCCCCAUGCUCUUCUUUUUGGUCUAUUUCUUGAGCAUCAUUACCAUAGUAUUUCAGUAUUUUUAGCUAAAGUGCUGGAGCACAGUUUCCUUUAAAGACUGGUAUCAAUGAUGCCCCAUAGUCGGGUAAAGAGUGCUGAAGAACAGCAUAGUGGUUCUGCAGCCCUGUUGUUCUGUGGACUGUUUCCUGACAGAGACCCUCUUACGGACCACCUCUCCUCCAAGCAGCCCCAUCCUCACAUUUAUUUCUCAAAAUAUUUAUUUCUGUCCAACACUAGAAAGGAUCCACAGAGCUCUGAAUAUCUGCAGAAUGAAAUAUGCUAAUUAACCUAUUCUGGAAGGUAACCUGCAUGCCCUUAAAAUAAACAAACAAAACUAACUAGAUAUGUAGAUGCAUCCCGAACGCCCCAAAUGCAUCCAGAGCAUAACUGAUUUUAAAUACACUUUUUCUUUAAAAACAAUAAAAAAAAAAGUCCCACCAAUAAUACUUAGUGUUUUGAUUAAAUAAAAUGCUAUUAAAAAUGUUAAGCAAAAAUUUUUCUUGGUCACAGAUCACCAUCUCUUGCACCAGUGUGAUGUUCCCACAUCCAUUAUGCAGGUAGUGCCAAGUGAAUCCAAUAUA
This is a messenger RNA of Dermochelys coriacea (leatherback sea turtle), 1603 nucleotides long. Its product is annotated as zinc transporter 10-like. NCBI's taxonomy places the organism in Eukaryota, Metazoa, Chordata, Testudines, Dermochelyidae. Gene Ontology annotation, cellular component: membrane. Gene Ontology annotation, biological process: detoxification of zinc ion; zinc ion transmembrane transport; manganese ion transport. The transcript has 2 exons. The record is from RefSeq and is a predicted model, not a curated record. Gene Ontology annotation, molecular function: zinc ion transmembrane transporter activity. Bases 24 to 560 code for a protein of 178 amino acids.